Episyrphus balteatus (marmalade hoverfly) is the source of this 3176-nucleotide messenger RNA. RefSeq names its product headcase protein (gene heca). The transcript is spliced from 6 exons. Lineage: Eukaryota; Metazoa; Arthropoda; Insecta; Diptera; Syrphidae. The coding region runs from base 723 to 2756 and encodes 677 amino acids. The record is from RefSeq and is a predicted model, not a curated record.
UUAACGGUAUUAUCUUCCUCUUCCCUGUAAAAAUUAAAGAGAAAAAUAAAAAAUUUUUUUAUACAAAAAAAAAUUUGAAAACAAUUUUUUUAUACGUACCUUGUCCCCACUUAGAAUUUUUUUUUUUGUAGAAAUUACCGUAAAAAAUGUUUAAAAUUUUUAAACAUACAAAAAAAUGUACAUAAAUAAACAAAAGUUUAAAGAAAAAACAAAACAAAAAAAAAAACGCGCGUAGAAGUGAACGAUUUUGGAUUGAUUUUUGUAAAAGAAGAGAAUAAAAAGAAGUGAGCGAACAACACUUUACCUCAGGAAAUAUAUAUUUUUUUUUUACUCAAAAUAAAAAAAAAAAUUAGCAAAAAUAAAAAAUAUUUGUUCAUUUUUAUACACCAAAAAAAAAGAGUAAUAAACUGACACAUAACGGUAAAAAUCAUAACUUGUCCCGUUAUGUUGAUGACAGAUGAAGAUAAGUGCACUCGUCCUUGUCAUAGUUAAAAAAAGAGAAGAAGAAGAAGAGUUGAUGUGAAAACUUGAGUGAGAGUGAGAACAAAAAAAUCUUAUACUAUAUUUACACACACACACAUAUAAAAUACCUAUAUUUGCAUUAAAUAAGCAAAAGAAAAAAGAAGAGAAAAAUUCAUUUUUUUUUGUUGCAAAUUAUAACGGUUUGAAUAAAAAACUAACUCAAAAUAGCUACCUUAACGGCAUAUCAUCCGCUGCUCCUUAUGGCGCCGCGAAGGAACAAUUUAAGCAAUCAUCAUACGACGUCAUCAUCGUCAUCAUCCUCAGCGACCUUAAACACCCCACCACCCCAAUCCUCAUCAUCAUCAUCAUCAUCAUCAUCAUCUGCAUCAUCAACAACAACUACAACUGGAUCAGUUGUUGAUGUACACAAUCUACUUGGAUUGACUGUUAUUAGUGGUGGAGGUGGUGGAAUUGCAGUUAGUGUUGAUCAAGAUAAUCACCACUUAACAAUUGAGACAAGCAAAAUAUUUGCAUCACCUGUCUCAUCUGAAUCGUCUAUAACUUCAUCAUCGUCAUCGUCAUCAUUAAUGAUGUCGCCGACACGUGAAACAACUUAUAUUCGAUGUUGUGUCCCAACUGGGGAUUGUUUUAAAAUGAGUUCAUCAUCUCCCGAUUAUGGACUUAUUUCCAUGGAGAAUUUAAGCGAUUGCAUACGUGUAUUAUGCAAUAAUGAAAAUUGUUCAGUUGGACAAUAUAUGCAUCGUGAAUGUUUUGAAUCAUGGGAACAAACUGUUUUGAUAACACUCAAAUCAAUUGGUAGAGCUAGAUCAUGGUCAGAUAGGCAGAGAUUACAAAAUCUCUGGACUAAAAAGGGUUAUGAUUUAGUUUAUAAAGCUUGUGGAUGUAAAUGUGGUCGAGGACAUAUUCGUAAAGAUUUAGAUUGGCAACCUCCCACACCGACAAAAGCUUCACAUAAUGGUGUUUAUUUGAAUAAUAAUCGUAAUGGUGGUUCGGAUGAGGAAUCGACAAAGAAGAAAAAGAAACGUAAUCGUAAUCAGAAACCAUCGUUAUCAUUGACUACGAUUAAUCCGGGUAAUUAUCAUCCAAAUACCCAAAAUUCAUCGAAUAAUCAUCAUCCACAACAACAACAACAACAACAUCAUCAGUCGUCAAAUGGUGGUGGAAAUGUUGGUGUUGGUGUUAUUGGUAAUGGAUUGAUGAAUAAUAAUUCGUCUAAUAAUACCAAUAAUGGAGGAGGAUCUAUUGAUUUGAGAGCUCGUACGGGAAGUUUAUCAUCGAGCAGUGGAACAACAUCGCCACCAGUUUCGGCAUCAAGUGAAUCGAGUGUUUCACCAGUUCAUAUUCAUCAGAAUAAUAUGAACUCCAAUAAUAAUUGUAACAACAUUGUCAAUACUAAUAACAAUUUAAAUAAUGGAAAUUCUAAUAUUGUUUUAAAUAAUAAUAAUAUCGGUAAUAAUGGUAUUAACGGUAUUAAUAAUAACACCAACAACAAUAAUAACAUUAUGAUUACAAAUGGUAAUUUAGCACCAGGAAGUAAAUUAAAACAAUUGACACCGAUGGAACAACAACAAAUUGUUCAACAACAAAAAAAUAAGGAAGUGGAACUUUAUUCGGAGCGAGUUCGCUCAACAUCAGGGUGCAAUGGUAUAUUUUCGCGUCGUUUGGAUUUUUCAUCAUUCAAUUUGCUGCCAAAGACACGUUUGAAUUCCUAUCAAGUUAAGAUCGAAGACGAAGGAAAUCAUGGCAACGAUGAAACACGUCUAUUUAUUCUAUCAUCAUUGGCACAAAGUCAAAUGAGUCGUGUUGCAUGCAUUUUAUGCGAAGAACCAAUGUUGGUAUUCGAUCGUUAUCCAUUGGUUGAUGGGUCGUUCUUUUUAAGCCCAAAACAACAUUCAGCUGGAUGCAUUGAGGUAAAAUAUGAAGGACGUUCUCUAUUCCUAACAUGUGUUUGCAUGGGUUGCCUCGAUGGUACUUCAUCAGGACGUAUUAUCAGUUGCAGAUUCUGUGGCGAACUUUGGGAUGGUUCCAGUCUCGUCCUUGGCACAAUGUAUGCCUAUGAUAUUUUUGCUGCAAUGCCAUGUUGUGCUGAACGCCUAAAGUGCAAUACUUGCUUAAAACUACUUCUUCAUCCCCAACAACGAUUGAACUUCUUCAGCGACUACUCACACUGUGUCACAUGCCCAUACUGUGCCACUCAAGACACUCAUUUCGUUAAGCCUUUGGGCUACUGCUACACCAAAUCUGUCAGCAAGUUUGCGUUGAACCUCGCAUAACAUGAGGCCCCGUUGGAGUCUCCAAAUGGCACGGCAGUCACCACCACCACAACGAAUACCAUACCAACAUCACAAAUGGUAUCGUCAUCAUCGGUUGGGACUCCUGGCGGGGCAUCCUCAUUGAAAAAAGCAAUUUCUCUCUAUUCACCACUGAUUGAUUAUUCGGCACCAUUGUUGCAACAAACACCAGAAUCCUCUAACAACAGCAGCAAUGCCAUUAACCAGAUAACCUUGCAACAGCAACAACAACUGUUGACCCAGGUAAGACAUCAUCGAUCAGUUGGUUUAAAUGUGUCCCAACAACAACAACAACAAACAACACCACCACCGCAGCCGUCAGCAGCAACAACAUCUUUGCUGCAGCCAUCUUCGACUCUAACGAAUGGCAAUCAUCAUUUACACAACAACAAUGGCAACACU